GCGCGCACAUCGCAUCUGGCGCGUACUCGUUCGUAUCACGGCGCGGCUAAUUCACACAAUUCAUAGCUAUUAUUUACAUUUAAGCGUCUAUAACCUGUCAUAAUUGCUCAAUGGCAUGUAAAAGUGAUUCGCAAACCUAUUUCGAAAUCAAAGAAAGGACAGACUACAAAAAUAAUUCCACGUGUAAACAUUUUUGAGUGCACAUAAAUAUACACACUCUUAUAAGUUAUUCUUUAUCUAUUAUCUUAUGCGCAUAAAACAAAACUACAGCCAAAAUGGACAGAACUAUGUAUGGAAAGUUUGAUCCAGGUGCAAGGCAACCGUAUCGCACAAUUCGAGCCAAAGGAAUACAACCCGGAUAUGCACUUCUUGCCGAUCUGCAAAACAGCGUGCCAGGCAACCGCCAACCACAGUAUAGUACCUCAAAUGUCAACUACGGCGAUAGCUCAGGUUAUGGAAGUUUGCGCGGAAAGGCAGCGCCACCAUCUGUAGUACAUCAGGAACACUACAGCGUUACCGAGAGAAAUUCGGUGUCACCCACGCGCACUGUUGGUGACUAUAAUGGCUUGGGAGCGCCUCCGGUUGGGCAGUCGUACAAUUAUCAAAAUCAGGGUUCUCUUGGACGAUCCGGUGGUCCUUACAAUGGAACUUCAGUGCAACAAAAUUCCAAGAACCUAUCAGAACUGGAUUCACUUCUGGAAGACUUGAGCAAUGCGAGAUAUAAUAGUAGUUAUGAGAAAAAAGAAAACAUAGUGCCAACGAGUUAUAAUUCCGUCUCCAAGUAUAACACUUACAAUUCCAGCGAUAAGCGGCCAACAAUUGAUAGUCUUCUUAGUGAAAUGGACAAUGCCUCAAACUAUGCGGUACCCAAUGGCCUUACUAAGUCGCCGACUCCUGGCCGGCACAUUAGCAUUACAGUGCGUGAGACAAAAACGGAAACUCUGGAACCGGAUGGACCAGUCGGUCUUAUUGAAAAGGAAAUUGUUCAGCAUCAAGACACGUAUUUGCCAAACAAAGCGGCGCCUUCUGGGUAUGCGUCAUCUGCCACUAAGGAGUUGGACGACCUAAUGGCAUCUUUAUCUGAUUUUAAGGUCAAUAACGGCUCGAACCAUCACCACCAAACAGUUACCGAUUACGCUAAACCGAAUAAAGGUGUGUCACAUUUAACACAAACAAUCACUGAAACCACUACUUCUACCGUCGUAGAAGAUAACGAGCCAGAUCAGUUGGAUUCUAUGCUUGGUAGUCUACAAGCCAAUAUGAGCCGCCAAGGAGUCAACACCGUGCAAAAGGGCUGCUGCAAUGCCUGCGAAAAACCUAUUGUGGGCCAAGUGAUCACAGCUCUGGGCAAAACCUGGCACCCGGAGCACUUCACAUGCAACCACUGUAAUCAGGAGCUGGGCACACGCAACUUCUUCGAACGCGAUGGAUUCCCCUACUGCGAACCGGAUUACCACAACUUGUUCAGUCCACGUUGUGCAUAUUGCAAUGGUGCUAUUUUAGAUAAAUGCGUGACAGCUUUAGACAAAACAUGGCACACAGAGCACUUCUUCUGUGCACAGUGCGGACAGCAAUUCGGCGAGGAUGGCUUCCAUGAACGCGACGGCAAACCUUAUUGUCGCAACGACUAUUUUGAAAUGUUCGCGCCGAAGUGCAAUGGCUGCAACCGGGCCAUUAUGGAGAACUACAUAUCGGCACUAAAUUCGCAAUGGCAUCCUGAUUGUUUCGUCUGUCGGGAUUGCCGGCGGCCGUUCCAAGGCGGCUCUUUCUUCGAUCACGAAGGUUUGCCCUAUUGUGAGACACACUACCAUGCUAAGCGUGGCUCCCUCUGUGCCGGCUGUUCGAAACCCAUCACUGGUCGCUGCAUUACUGCCAUGUGCAAGAAGUUUCAUCCGGAACACUUUGUGUGCGCCUUCUGUCUGAAACAGCUCAACAAAGGCACUUUUAAGGAACAAAACGACAAGCCAUAUUGCCACGAGUGUUUCGAGAAAGUUUUCGGAUAAAAACAUUAGCUGAGAUUGAAAAGCCACAGUCACGAACAGUCAUUUUCGAAGCAUAUGUAUUGCUAUUUACAUACACAUAUACAAUAUAUUACGUAUGUAGAUUGUGAUGUUACUUCUUUUGAUGAAAAUAUGGAUUUUUUAUUUUACAAAAAGUUUACUUACACUUUUUGUAAUUUAUGAUUUAUUUCCAUAUUAUUAAUUGCAUUUUCGCCACCCAAAUUGCAACGAUUUCGGAGAGAAAUUUCUAAAGGCAUACAAUGUUUUUUUGCCGAUUCUAUAGCUAAGAAUUUACUAGAAUCUUUAAUAAAUUGACGUUUUUUUAUUAAAUUUUAAUUGCUUAAUAUAACCAAUUUUAAAUGUUAUGCCGACCAAAUAUUAAACAUCGUAUUAUUAGGAUUUUUCUACUUUUUUUCGUUGUAAAUAUAUUAACAAAUUUGUUUAAAAUUUGUAAACUGUAACGUUUAUAAUUUCUUGUUACUAAACAUAACAAUUACACGUAAACACUGUAAAGCGUAUGGAUUUGCAAAGCUGUGCACGGUCCCUUUUAUAAAUUUGUUGACUAAAUCAUCGUUUAAUAUCCGCACAAUCAAAAUUAGAAUCAAGCUUCCAAGUAUUGAAAACAAGUCUAAAAGUUGUUUGUAUACAACGGGACUGAAAGUUAGCUGCUCCCCAAAGGAGCAAGUACGGAGCAGUACAAAA
Molecule: messenger RNA, 2702 nt
Organism: Rhagoletis pomonella (apple maggot)
Lineage: Eukaryota; Metazoa; Arthropoda; Insecta; Diptera; Tephritidae
Gene: Pax
Product: leupaxin
Exons: 10
Coding region: 276-2003 (575 amino acids)
Source: RefSeq, a predicted model, not a curated record